Coregonus clupeaformis (lake whitefish) is the source of this 2160-nucleotide messenger RNA. It is a transcript of the gene trmt44, whose product is annotated as tRNA methyltransferase 44 homolog. The record is from RefSeq and is a predicted model, not a curated record. The coding region runs from base 73 to 1998 and encodes 641 amino acids. Gene Ontology annotation, biological process: tRNA methylation. The transcript has 11 exons. NCBI's taxonomy places the organism in Eukaryota, Metazoa, Chordata, Actinopteri, Salmoniformes, Salmonidae. Gene Ontology annotation, molecular function: tRNA (uridine) methyltransferase activity; metal ion binding.
AUGUAAUUUUUGUAAACAGACGUUAGCAUUUUAUCAUGCUGCGGUGGCAUGCAAUUUACUCUUAUCUAAACUAUGCCGAAACUCUUUGAGGUAAAGUUUACAGACAAAUCUAAUACGGGAGGAUUUUGGUCUGCCAUUGAUGUUUGGAUAAAGAAACCACACGUUGUGAACAAACGUCUUUGUGGAGUCAAAGAGACACAGAGCAAGAAUGUUGACUUUGAAGAAAUUAGAAACAUUCUGCUAACUCAUGGAAGUGAUACUUCAGAGUCGAAGGAUGUUCUUACUUUCUUGAAUAGUGGCGUUGAACUUGAACAUGACAAGAAGAGACUGUGGUCUUUUUGUGUGAGGACAUUCAUUCCUAAAGUAAACUGUUAUGGCACAACUGUACAUAAAGACAUUAUACUUAAAGACUUUGACACUCAAAGAGUAAGCUUCUUACCAGUUGAAGAGAGUGCGGAAGGGACUGCCUCUCUACGGAAGAACAACAUCUAUCAGAUACAGCUCCUGGCUGAGAAGAAUGAUGAAUGGACACUAGAGUUACAUCUCAUGCGGCCUGGUGACUGGUUCAGUGACGGGGUGGCCUACCCCAAACUGCCCUGGCUCGGUGGGGAGCUCCUGCCCAAACUGGUGCGCUGGGCCACGGAGAGUAAGAUCAGUGAGUUCAAGAGCACCCUGUCCCUCCUGCCUGUAGAGAUGUACAGCACCAUGUACCAACAGCUGAAGGAUAAGUACAAGGAGAUGGUCAAGGUUUGGCCUGAAGUGACUGAUCCAGAAAAGUUUGUCUUUGAAGAUGUUGCCAUCGCUACUUAUCUUUUGGUCCUAUGGGGCGAGGAGCGAGCAGAGAAGGGUCUGACCGCCAAACAGUCCUUUGUGGAUCUUGGUUGUGGAAAUGGUCUCCUGGUUCACAUACUAAGCAAUGAAGGGCACCCUGGAAAGGGCAUCGACGUGAGGAAAAGGAAGAUCUGGGAUAUGUACGGCCCACAAACACAUCUAGAGGAAACGGCAAUCACUCCCAGUGAUGGCUUCUUAUUCCCGGGCACAGACUGGCUGAUUGGAAACCACUCGGACGAGCUCACACCGUGGAUCCCCGUUAUAGCGGCCAGAUCAUCCUUCUCCUGUCGGUACUUUGUCCUGCCGUGCUGCUUCUUUGACUUCUAUGGGAAGUACCAGCGGAGACACUGUAAGAAGUCCCAGUAUAAGGAAUACAUUGACUUCAUCUCUGAAGUCAGCACAGCCUGUGGGUUCAACACAGAGGAGGACUGCCUGAGAAUCCCCUCCACAAAGCGGGUGUGUCUGGUGGGAAAGUCGAGGAGCUACCAGCUGUCAGACGAGCCACAGGCGGAGGAGUGGAGAGUCAAGUAUAUACAGGGUCGUCAGACCUGCUCCGGGGUCACAGUUCGAGAGUCAAACGCUGAGGGUGAAGCCGAGCACAACCACUCAGAAACGGACAGGAUCCACGGCACCAACUGGGGAGCUGGGUUCCAGCCCCGUGAGAGGAUUGAGACAGUGCGGAACUGUGCCGCCCUUCCCCGGGACUUUGUAGAUGGUAUAGUCCUACGUGUGGCCAACUCUCUGCUGGGGUUGACUAAGGACGAAGGUGGUGAUGUCCCCAGCACCUGGAACACGGGAGGCAGGCUGUCCGUGAGAGAGGUGGCUGAGCUGUUGGAGCAGGAGACUCUGCAGGUCCUGAAGAAAGAGUGUGGCGGUCUGCAGACCCUGCUCAAGAACAACCACCAGGUCUUCAGAGUGGAAGGUGGAAUGGUCCAUAUCCGGGACUGGCGGGUACAGGCCCAGAGGCCUAGAGGGCUGCAGGGUACCAGGGCUGAUUCUAAGCGGAAGCCUCUACUCUCUGGUGCCCUGAAGACCCGGGCCUGCUGGUUCCACACCCACCACCCUCACGGAUGCCCACUGCAGGCCGAGGAGUGUGCCUUCGCCCAUGGCCCCGACGACCUCCGACCUUCCACCAGACCACUCAAGAAAAUGAAGAACUCCAACUGAAUGCUCGAUUCAGUUUGGACCAUUAUUGCAAUGUUUUAUUUCUAUUUUACUAUUAUUAUUAUUUUAUUGUUUUGAAUUUAUGAUGGUAUAGGGAUGGCUGUGACUGUCUGUCAUACAUACAUACAUACAUACAUACAGUGGGGUCCAAAAUGAUUUACACCC